AUGGUCAAGCAAAACUAUUCAAAGGCAUCGUGUUCUAACGGCCGGAAGACGGUGAAUUAUCAUGAAAAGCGUGAUCGAGAAAGCGGUGUCGAUGGAAUUAAAGACCAAGGGCAAGUUUCUAUUCAAAAACGUGUAACACCCACUUGGUCUGUCCGUUGGUUUAUUAAAGACUUCCAGAGUUUAGUUGAUCUCUAUCCCAGAGGAAGAUUUUUGAUGAGUGAUAACUUUGUGUUGGAGGAUGAAAUCACGAAAGGGGCAGGAUACGAUUGUAGAAUCAGGUUGUUCCCAAAUGGAAACUGGAAUUAUCUAAAACCGGGAUUUGUUUCAAUAUACCUUCAAGCGUCACCGAG
This is a messenger RNA of Acaulospora morrowiae, 350 nucleotides long. Lineage: Eukaryota; Fungi; Glomeromycota; Glomeromycetes; Diversisporales; Acaulosporaceae. The record is from the annotation of a GenBank genome assembly.